This is a messenger RNA of Sphaerodactylus townsendi, 3412 nucleotides long. Its product is annotated as protein ZNF365-like. The transcript is spliced from 4 exons. Gene Ontology annotation, cellular component: centriolar satellite. The record is from RefSeq and is a predicted model, not a curated record. Gene Ontology annotation, biological process: regulation of neuron projection development; telomere maintenance; regulation of double-strand break repair via homologous recombination. Bases 1 to 693 code for a protein of 230 amino acids. NCBI's taxonomy places the organism in Eukaryota, Metazoa, Chordata, Lepidosauria, Squamata, Sphaerodactylidae.
AUGUCUCAAGAGGGGAAAAAGAGGGAAAUGAAUCCAGUGCUGAAGGAAAGGUGUAUGAAUAAUGUAAAAAUUAAAGGGACGAGGCAGCCAGCAGCUGAAUUUGGAGGAAGUGAGAAGAUUUAUAUUGUGGUAGCAUCAUACAUGGGUCUCUCAGAGUUAAAUUGUGGCAGAUGCCCAAUCUUUGAGGAGCCUCCAAUCCAAAGUCAGAGAAGAAAGAAAAAUGCAGAGGAAGUGGUUACGUUCAACCACUUCCUAGAGGAGGCUGCAGAGAAGGAGGUCCGUGGCAAAGCCCGGCUUCAGCACUUCAUUGAGAAUCUGCUGCAGCGAGUGGAUCUGGCGGAGAAGCAGCUUGAAUAUUACCAGAAUCAGCAGAUCAUGGCCAGCUAUAGUGAUGUCAAUGAACACGUGUUUACAGACAUCUCAACCAGUAAGAAAGCCCGAUGCCUCCGUGUAAACCAACACGCUUUUUAUAACACCCCUGAUGCGAAACCUCACUCGUUCCAGAAGGGCCGACUGCACCUGAAGAAAACCAAGGAGGAUAAAAUGGGGGCCCAUCCAAUUAAACUCUUUUAUGAACCUGUGGAUUGUGCGAGGGAACUUUGGAGACCUUUGAAGAAAGGGGAGACCCCAAACGCUUCCCGAAAGGUUAAUGCAAAAUCAAAGAUCAGUAAAAAAAGCAAACAGCUCUACUAAGAGUCUGUACAGAAAUAUAUUAUCUAUCUACUCUAUCUAUAUACAUAUAGUGCAAGAACUAGUAGCUUUGGGCUACCACACAUAGAUAUUAAAUCAUAGCCAUUGUCUAAUCACUGUAUCUUUCCCUAUUCAUUUGGGCUACAAUGAUAUAUUUAUUAGAUAAUAAUCAAUACGUAUAUAGAGAAGACUAAUUAACUGCCUCAUUUCCAAGAGUUUGGUUGUUUACAUGAGGUGCUGCUUUAUUUUUGCAAGAACGUUCUUUCAAUUGAGUCCAGCAUUUCACUGUGCAGGUGCUUCUGAUUGGACAGACAUUUGUUUUAAAAGUCUGUUGUGUUGCUUCAGUUCACAGGAAUUCCACUGGCACUUUGAUGAAAGAGAUCUCUUGGCGGGAGCUUUGGGCCUGGAAUGGGGGUUAGCGGUAGAUGCUGUAAUUCUUAAUGCACUGAGGAGCUAAGAGUCUCCCAUUGAUUGUAGGGCAGAAAUAGCGUGGUGGCAUUUCUUAAAAAGACAAUCAACUGUGAGGGCUCUGAAAGGGUGAUCUCCUCCUUCUCUGUAGAGGCCACCUCUUAUCACCCAGGGCAGGAAGUGAGGAGGAACUGUCAGAUACUGGCAGCCAGUGGCAUUAUCCUGGUAGCCAAGAGAAGCAGCUACUGUGAUUGGUCCCUGCCAAAGCCAAUCCCUGCUGCUGGGGGGAGGGGGUGGGUGGGCAGAUUCCCUCAAGUUGAGCAGAGAGUUGGGUGAGACCAUCCAUGCUACCUUUUCUCAGAGAGUAAAUCAGAGGAGGAGCUCAUUCUGUUUGACCCUACAGCAGCACAGUGACUCCUGUGAUAACAGACAACAGUGCAGUAAAAGCACUAUAGUAAUUAUUUCUGUGCCUUGGGUCAAUACAGAUGCAGGCAUUUAUUUAUUUUUCUCCCCUUUUCAAAAUAUCACCCUUUUCAUAGCACUCAGGGUGACAUAGUGGUGGAGUGCCUCUUUUUAUUCUCCAGGCUUGGGCUGAUGGAGAGUGAUUGGCCCAAAGUGAUCCAAUCAGUGUCAAAGCAUAGUAAGGGAUUUGACCUCGUGUCUGCCGGUUCCAAGGCCGAACAUUCUAAUCAAGAUAUGACUCUGUAUCUUAUAGAGCAGAGGUCUCCAACUUUUACAGACAUGGGGCCUGCAUUUAAUCCACAGGUGUUAGCCUGGGACCUGCUGAGUUGCAAGCACAAGACAGGAAGUCCUGUGACAUCACAGUGAUGUGAUGGGAAGAUAGAAUCGUAUGAGGUGCAUGAUAUAAUAUAGGUUGCAGCCUAAACAGUGCCUUGGAGACUUGUAGCUUUCUAAGAGGGAUAUAAGGGUAAUAAAGAUGUAGCCAGAAUUCUUCCCUAGCGUAGCAGCCCAAACUCAAGGCAGUAUUCCAAUUUCCAAAACAGAGAAAGUGCUCUACCUCACCUGUAGUCUAUGGAAUGGAGCCUGUUCAGCUAAGAUAUUCAUGGAAACAGUAGAACAGCUUAUUGAACCUAGGCAGGCCUGAAUGAGAUACCAGUUGAGAAUCAUAGGGUUUGGGACUCCGCGGGGGAAAAGGUGCGAUAGAGAUACAGAACGUUCAUUUUUUUUAACUGGAGGUAAAAUAUGGAGCUUACUUGAUUGUUAUAUUAUAAUUUAUUUUAUUAUAUUAUUAUUAUCCCUGCAUCUGAUGGGCAGGUUAAUCUAAGAACACUAUUAAGAUAGGCUAGUCUUAUACAUUUAAUGCUUUAAAAAUCCCGCACAGAAUUGUGCUGAGAGGUGCUGGACCCCACCAACAACCCUUCCCCAUGUUGUAUGCAGCUAGGGUUCAGUUGAAUGCUGCUGAACACCAAACGAGUAGCCGAUUAAGUGACUAUCCAGGGAUAGAUGCCUUGGGGCACUUGCCAAGUUUUCCUGCCCAAUUUCAUUUUGUAAAAUUUGAUAUAAUACAAUUAACUAACAUCCUGGACUCUGGUCCUCUAUAACAGGGUAGGCAACAUAAGGCCUACAGGCCAAGUGUGCACCACCAUUUUUAUUUCUUUGUAGAAUCUAGUAAAUGGCUGAGUUUUAAUUUUGAUCGUGUGGUCUGUUUGUUUUUUGUACCAUUUUGCUCAUGUUGAGUGCAAUGGGGCCUUAGUGGUGUGAGGCAAGGUGGGUCAAGAUUCCUGCUAGCAGAAGGCUGGGCUACAUGCUGUCUGGGGCUGGCAACAGCCUUGUCUGUCAAGUCUGCACUGGGUGAUUACAUUAAACAAAGACUCUUCCUUGUUGGAUACAGUGGCAUUAAGUUUUAAGCCCUGUGGCAACCACAAAAGGCAAGCAGGGAAAGGAAGGUUUUUUUGUUUGCCAAGAAACACUAUUCCUGAAAGAAUGAUGUCCUCUCCUAUUUAGAAUAGGCAGCAGAAGAUACAAAGUGUCCGCCAAGGAGUCCUGAAUUAAACAACUAUGGUGGAUUCUGCCCAGCGAAUGCAUAACAGGUUGCAGUUGUUAUAAAGGAACUCGUUUUCCUUUUUCCCGUUCACAUGUGUGCUGUGCAGGCAGUGAUUGGAGCUCAUAGCAAAAACCUGGGUUGUUUUUGUGCCUUCGCACGGAGACACUUCUUUCUCUCUUUUUAAAUGUCUGGCGACACGUGGGUAGCUGUGCAGGCAUACAGAAAUGAAUCCAUCAGCCAUGCCAAUUGACUCCCAAUACAAUUAGCUGCACCUGCAUAGCUGUGCAUGUGCAGCAGGCAAUUUUUUUU